This is a messenger RNA of Desarmillaria tabescens, 720 nucleotides long. RefSeq lists its product as uncharacterized. Bases 1 to 720 code for a protein of 239 amino acids. Lineage: Eukaryota; Fungi; Basidiomycota; Agaricomycetes; Agaricales; Physalacriaceae. The transcript is spliced from 4 exons. The record is from RefSeq and is a predicted model, not a curated record.
AUGUCCUACGCUAUCCAGCGUCAUACAAUUAUCUACGCGACCACAUAUGAUGAGCCAGUGGCACACAAAAAUCAGCCAGCUCUUCAGAUAACCACCACGCCCCUGCCCCCACGGAACUCUCAGGCUUACAUUCCAGCUGGCCAGAGACCUGUGUCUUACACUCCUGGAUGUAAUACGCAAGGAAAGACCAAUCCCAGUCCACAGAACACUCGGUACAGCGUUCCUGCCAAUUCGUUUAGACAGAGUCGUUUUGGAGUAACUUCCCCUACUACCAAUCGUAUUCUCUUCUAUGACAAGGACAAGCCUUUCUAUUUUUUCACCAAUUUUUCGGCCCAUCCUGUCGUCUACAAUGGCGAAAGGUACCCUACAAGCGAGCACCUUUUCCAAUCUUUCAAGUUCGAACAUCGUCCCAGUCUCGCAAAGCACAUUAGAACAUGCUCCGAAAGACCGAGCGUGGCGUUCUCUGAGGCUCGACGAUUUCAGCCGGAAGUUCGCCCUGACUGGAAGGCAGUGAACAUCAGCAAGAUGGAAGUUGCUCUUUACCUCAAGUUCACGCAGCACAAUGAUCUAAAGCGUGAAAUCCUUGCGACAGGAGAUGCAGAGCUUGUCGAGGACUCACCCAAAGAUGCCUUUUGGGGCGUGGGGCUUGACGGGCGUGGUCGAAACGAGCUUGGUAAGGCUCUCAUGAGGAUCAGAGAGCGUAUUCGACAGGGCGAAUGA